Spinacia oleracea (spinach) is the source of this 1047-nucleotide messenger RNA. RefSeq lists its product as uncharacterized. NCBI's taxonomy places the organism in Eukaryota, Viridiplantae, Streptophyta, Magnoliopsida, Caryophyllales, Amaranthaceae. Gene Ontology annotation, molecular function: nucleic acid binding; zinc ion binding. Bases 1 to 1047 code for a protein of 348 amino acids. The record is from RefSeq and is a predicted model, not a curated record. The transcript has a single exon.
AUGAUGAGAGGGCGACUUCAUAACCGGGGAAGGAAGGGAUCAUGGAAAGUUGGAACGGCGAUUAGACGCCUAACUGACAUAGCUUAUAACUUGACUCAGGACAUGACAACCCAGGCAACUCGCCAUAGUGAUCUUCAAAACUUUGGUGACGUGUUUAAGAAAGUGGAAGCUAGUAAGCCACCUACCUAUGCUGGAAAGGAAGACCCUGCAAGCCUAGAAAACUGGAUUAGAGAGUUUGACAAAAAUUUUGAUGCUAUCAACUACCCUGAAGACCUAAAAGUCAAUAUUGUUGUGUACUAUUUACGGGAAGAAGCUGACCUAUGGUGGUCACAACGAAAGAAAGACUUAAUGGCCAAACCUUAUUUUGAUUGGGAAUCCAUGAAAGACUCCUUGAGAACCAAGUUUUACCCUCACUAUCUAAAUAAACAGAAAUGCCUAGAAUUUACAAACCUUAGAAUGGGGACCAUGACUGUGAAUGAGUAUUACACCAAGUUCAUAGAGGUAAUGUGGUUUGCACCUGAAAUAGUCCCAACUGAAGCCAUGAAAGCUCAAAGGUUUGAACAAGGGUUAACUUUGACCUUGCAAGGGAAACUCGGGGGAGUUAACUUUGAAUCCUUAGAUGAUGUUUAUGGGCGUGCAUCUUACUUGUAUGGGAUUAAGGGAAGGAAACUUGAGGGAAAUUAUGCUGAAAAGAGGAAGGUAAAUGGGAAUGGAAGCCUCCAAGGGGGUGAGAAGAAACCUAAGUUAAAUGGAGACUUCAACCAUGGAAAGAAUGGAAACUACAACCAAAAUAGGGGAGAGAACCGUGACUUCAACCGAAACGAGGAAGGAAACUUUUGGAAUGGAAGUGCUAGGAAUGGGAAUUUUGGGAAUACAGAUGGGGAGAAGCCCAAGAGAAACUAUUUUUGCAAAAAGUGUGAGAAGAAUCACCUAGGGAAAGACUGUGAGGGGAACCUGGUUACUUGCUAUAUCUGUAAGAAGCAAGGACAUUGGGAAUUUGAGUGCUACAAGAAGGCAUCUGGAGGAUCAUCAUCUAAUCCCUCCUAG